AUGAAAGCACGGGGCACUGCGGGGCCCACCUUCCAACACAGAAGGGGCGGGGAUCCCGCAGCUCCCUCGCGGCCCGGCAGUGGCACAGGGAAUCCCUCUGCGGCCACUGUGCACGCAGGGUUUCCCUGCGGCCACUGUGGUCGCAGGUUUUACCCUGCGGCCACAGUGAACGGUAAUCCGGGGAAGUCAGGGAUUGGGGUGGUCAUCUUUGAACAUAAUUCUAAGAUUGUUAAAGUUGUGGGUAAAUCUAUUGGUAUUGGCUCUAACAAUGUUGCUGAAUUUCAGGCAUUAUCUUUUGGUCUUGAUCUGGCCAUUUCUUUGGACAUUAAGGAUAUCAUCAUGGAAGGGGAUUCAAUGUUGGUCUUUCAGUUGGACUUUGCUAAGAAAUGUGUUUCUUGGCAUUUACAAUACUUGUUAGAGCGUAUUCUUGCACAGUUGAAACAUUUUUAUACCUUUACUAUAUCUCAUUAUUAUAGGGAGAUAAAUGUUAUUGCAGAUUACUUGGCUAAUAGGGCUAUUGUUGAAUGUGUUGAGUAUUUAGAAGUUCCCCCUCGGGAUAUCCCUACUUCUUGCAUUAGUAUUCUUCUUUAA
This is a messenger RNA of Cryptomeria japonica (Japanese cedar), 591 nucleotides long. RefSeq lists its product as uncharacterized. The transcript is spliced from 2 exons. The record is from RefSeq and is a predicted model, not a curated record. Bases 1 to 591 code for a protein of 196 amino acids. NCBI's taxonomy places the organism in Eukaryota, Viridiplantae, Streptophyta, Pinopsida, Cupressales, Cupressaceae. Gene Ontology annotation, molecular function: nucleic acid binding; RNA-DNA hybrid ribonuclease activity.